Malania oleifera is the source of this 843-nucleotide messenger RNA. RefSeq lists its product as uncharacterized. The transcript has 2 exons. NCBI's taxonomy places the organism in Eukaryota, Viridiplantae, Streptophyta, Magnoliopsida, Santalales, Ximeniaceae. The record is from RefSeq and is a predicted model, not a curated record. Bases 1 to 843 code for a protein of 280 amino acids.
AUGGGUCUAUUUGGUUACUACAGAAAGGUACGACAUAUUCCCGACCUGAGAAAGAAUUUGAUUUCUGUCAGACAACUUGAUGAUAAAGGGCAUGCGAUGUUGUUCACUGUUGGCACUUGGAAGGUUACAAAGAGAGCUAGAGUAUUGGUUUGUGGAAAGAAGUCUGUUAUGACACUUGCUAAUAUCACAUCCAACAUCAAUUAUAUUCCUAUGCUAAAUGGCUCGAACUUUAAGUCAUGGAAGGAGAACCUUUUAAUUGUUCUUGGAGUCAUGGACCUCGACCUUGCGUUAAGUGUUAAUUCUUCCCCACCUAUUACGGACAAAACUACCUCUAAUGAGAAAAGGGACUUUGAAAGGUGGGAAAAAUCAAAUCGUAUGUAUAUGAUGAUCAUGAAGAGAGCCAUUCUAGAAGCAUUUAGGGGCACUAUGUCUGAUUGUAUAACUACAACUAAGGAUUUCCUUACCGACAUUGAAAAGAGGUUUGUCAAGAAUGAAAAGUUUGAAAUUAGUACACUCUUGACAAGCCUAAUUUUAAAGAGGUAUAAAGGUGAGGGUAACAUUAGGGAGUACAUUCUAGAAUUGUCUCAUCUUACUUCUAAGUUGAAAGCACUUAAGCUUGAACUGUCUGAGGACUUGUUAGUGCAUUUGGUAUUAUUAUCCCUGCCGGCACAGUUUAGCCAAUUUAAGGUGAGCUAUAACUGUGAGAAAGAGACCUGGUCUCUAAAUGAGCUCAUCUCACACUAUGUACAGGAAGAGGAAAGACUUAAGCAAGAUAAGGCAGAGAGUGCUCACCUAGCCUCGACCUUCAAAGAAAAAAAAAGGAAAGAAGAGGAAGAAGGAUAG